CAGCUUACAGUCAGGUUGACCUGUCAACUCAGCCUCUCAAUAUGGGACAUAUGCAACUUCUAAGUAACUUCAUAUUCGAGACAAUGCCAAGCUUAGCCGAGCACAGAACGUUUGAUCCAACUUACAGUCAGCGGAUAAUAUCUGUUGCUCUUAAAACCCCAUAUCUCAUGUAUGAAAUUAUGGCACUCUCUGCUGUACAUUUAAGUCGUACAAGAGUUAGUCAAGCGAGAUAUUAUCUUAACGAAGCCAUCACUCUCCAAACAGAGGCCUUGUCGUUGUUCAAUUCUUCCAUGGGGAAUAAGAGCAUUGGCACUACCGCAGAAACUGACAUUCCUUCGGCAAUAAACGAUAUACGCAAAAUUGAAUCAGCUCCAAUGUUGCUUUUCGCCAAUUUUCUUGGCAUUCACGCUCUUGCAGACACAAUAUCACGAGCAAAAUCGGAUCCAAAUAGCUCGCUCAAUGAUUUUGUGUCGUAUCUAUAUCUACAUCGGGGAGUUCGCUCCAUCAUUGGGCAAUCUUGGAAUUCGCUGCUGCACUCUGAUAUCUCUCCGAUUUUAGUUGACACACAAGCGUUGCUAUCUAAUAAUUCACCAAAACUUGAUGAAGAAAUAUUAGAGAUAUUUCAGCGUUUUAACAGUCUAGUCGAUGAAGCUGAUAUGGAUGAAGCUUCGAAAAUUGCAUGCCGCAGUGCUAUUUCACUCCUGCAAUUUGUCUAUCGAUAUGCAUACCCUAUGCGUAGUGAAAAGAACCAAAAGAGACCACCUGGCAUAAUCUGGGCAUGGCCUGUUAUGUUGCCUGGCCUGAAGCCCUUAUAA
This is a messenger RNA of Verruconis gallopava, 815 nucleotides long. RefSeq lists its product as uncharacterized. Lineage: Eukaryota; Fungi; Ascomycota; Dothideomycetes; Venturiales; Sympoventuriaceae. Gene Ontology annotation, biological process: regulation of transcription by RNA polymerase II. Gene Ontology annotation, molecular function: DNA-binding transcription activator activity, RNA polymerase II-specific. The record is from RefSeq and is a predicted model, not a curated record. Bases 42 to 815 code for a protein of 257 amino acids. The transcript has 3 exons.